UACAUGCUUAUCUGAACUCGUGAAAUUCAACCAAACGUAGCAUUCUGUACACACAGAGAAUCUCUUCUGGAAAGUCCCAUUUUUUUCCUUUGUUUUUCGGGAUUUAUGCGUGCAUGAAAUCUGUAGAAACCCUCUGUACUUUUGCUUUCCAGCCCGAGACAGUUGCUGGAAUGUUCUUUGAAUUCUAUAUUUUAUACCCUGAAACAAACUCUACGGGAUCCUAUGAAAUCUGCUUUGUCAGUUUGAAUCAAUUUGGUUGAAAGUUCACGAAUCGAAGGAAUAGUCUGAUUGAGAAGGAGAAUCAGUUGAAUUAUGGGAUACUUAUGUGAGUUCUGCGGCAAGGAUAGGGCCAUUGUGUAUUGCAAAUCUGAUGCAGCUAGUCUAUGUUUAUCAUGUGACCGUAAUGUCCAUUCUGCAAAUGCCCUUUCUCAUCGUCACUCAAGGACACUCGUGUGCGAAAGAUGUAAUUCGCAACCUGUCUCUGUCCGAUGUAUCAAGGAGAGGGUAUCUCUUUGUCAGAGUUGUGAUUGGAUAGCUCAUCGUGGUUCACAUGCACAUGAAAGACAAGAAGUUAAUUGUUACUCGGGCUGCCCUUCAGCUGCAGAACUUUCUGUGAUAUGGUCAUUUCUCCUGAAUCUCCCUACAUUCUGUGAUUCUACUUGUGAGCAGGAAACGGGGUCCCUGAGCAUCACUGGAAGCAGGCUAAAGGAUUGCCAAAGUGCCGAAGGAGAUAAUAACAUUCAAGAUUCAUCUAUUGCAGUCGGCGAGAAUUGCUUACGUAAUGAGGAUGUUGAUAUAGCAACUGUUUCGAUGGAAUCGACAAUGCCUUCGCUUAAUCCCAAGGUGAACAAUGCAGAAAAACUGACUGGAUCUUCUAAUUCUUCUAUGCAGAAGGGUUUCUUCUGUGGAACAAAGGGAUCUGCUUUAUGUGAUGAUGGUGGUUUUUAUGAUGAUUUCAAUAUGGACGAAGGAGACUUAAAUAUUGAGAACUAUGAAGAAUAUUUUGGUGCAGAUGUUGAUAACACAGGAAAACUUUUUGAUAAUGAUGGGAUUGAUGCACUAUUUGCAACAAAAGAUAUGUCUUGUUCCAACUGUCACAGUGCUUCUGCUGCUGAGGUAAUUCCUUCAAAUGGGAGUGCAUUAUCCUCUCUCUCUCUCUGCUACUGUGAUUUCGCAUGUAGUUCAUUCACAACAUGAAUGAGACUUUUAGUU
Molecule: messenger RNA, 1212 nt
Organism: Olea europaea var. sylvestris
Lineage: Eukaryota; Viridiplantae; Streptophyta; Magnoliopsida; Lamiales; Oleaceae
Product: zinc finger protein CONSTANS-LIKE 9-like
Exons: 3
Coding region: 313-1197 (294 amino acids)
Molecular function (GO): zinc ion binding
Source: RefSeq, a predicted model, not a curated record